CUGCUGUAAACACCAAAACCCAGAGAGAGAGAGAGAGAGAGAGAGAGAGAGAGAGAGAGAGAGGAGAGAGAGAGUCCUGCUGAAUCAAAUUUUCAGCUCAAAAGAAUUUACACGCAGAAACUGUUGGCGAAAUCGGAGCUUUUAGAAACCCAAUUGGGUUUGUUUAAUUUUAAAAAUUCGUUUUUUAAUUUGGGAAAUUUUGGAAGAUUUGAAUUUUGGGAUUUAGGGUUAUUGAUUUUUGAGGGUGUUUGUGUGAUCGGGUGGGAAUUUGAUUGAUGGGGAUUUGGGGUUUUGUUGAAUGGGUCGUGGUUUGAUUAGUAGUUGAAGAAUUUGAGAGAGAGAGAUUUGUGGAUGAUUUCUGUAGGGACUAGGGAUGCAAGGAAGGGGAUGGAAUUAGGGUUUGCUGGUAGGAUAGAGAUGGAGGAUACUGAGCUUGAAGAAGGCGAAGCUUGCUCUUCCCACAUCAAUGAAUACGAUUCCAACAUCGAUGUCGAUGUUGCUCUCUCUUACAUCGAUGAUAAAAUUCAGGAUGUUUUGGGACACUUCCAGAAAGAAUUUGAAGGUGGAGUUUCUGCGGAGAAUUUGGGGGCAAAGUGGGGUGGGUAUGGCUCAUUUUUACCUUCUUAUCAGCGGUCUCCAGUGUCGUCUCAUCCAAAGACUCCGCAAAAAGUUCAGAACUGCAGCUUACUCAAAUCUCCCAACAAUUUGAAACUUGAGGCUGGUCAACGUAACAAUGCAGUUUGUUAUAAUACACCUCAGUCAGUGGGAGUUGGACCUGCUUCUACGGGUUCCACCUCGCUUGUUGCACCAAAGGCACCUUCAGCAAAUGAUCCAGUCAAACAAGAAGGAAGUGUGUCAUUAAUUCAAGCUGACCAGUACGCUCCUCGGCAUGAAUCUGCAAACAAGAAAGAUAUUAAUUCAUUGGACCAGAAAACACUGAAGGUGCGACUUAAAGUGGGAUCGGAUAACUUGUCGACACGAAAAAAUGCUAUCUACAGUGGGCUUGGUCUUGAUGCCACAUCAUCUUCCUCAGUAGAUGAUAGCCCUUCAGAGAGUGAAGGGAUAUCUCAUGAGCCUCAAGAUGCCCCAUUUGAAUCUCCCACCUGUAUUCUUCAGAUUAUGACAUCCUUUCCCGUGCAUGAGGAUAUGAUGUCACCUCUUCAUGACGACCUCAUUUACUUAAUUGAAAAGGAAAAGCUCCUAAAAGAGGGUAGAGUGAAUGGAAAUCAUACCAUGGAGGGAGCUGAAUCAAAGAGUGGGAAAAAUAAGGAUGGAACUGGGCUUCUGUCAAAGAAGGAACAUGACAUUGACAUGUUUGCUUGUGAGGAGCUUGUUUCUAAAACCUUGAAGCUCCCACUUCUAUCUAGUUCAUUUUCUACUGUCAACGAUGUGAUAAAGAGCAAAGAAAUGGAUAAGAAAACUUUAGUGAGGGAUAAGGUCUUCCCUGGUCAAGCAGAAGAUGAACCAAUGGAGCCAAUUUCCACCCAAGAGGAUGGCUGGGUUGAAAAGCGAAAAGCCAAUUUGGCUGGAAAGGUUCAGGAAGAUAGAAAAGUGAAUGUGAGUGAGGACGUUUUGGUUCACCCAAAGAAAGAGGGCCAUUGCAGGGUAGAGAAAACUUAUGAAUUGGUAAAAGGUGACUUAAAUGUUUCCAAAGGGAGGAAAUCUCUAAAUACUGAAGUCAUGGACCAUUCAAAGCAGAAAGUCAAUCAGAAGGCUACAUCACAUGAGGUAGAUGAUACAAGACUAAUUUCUGGGAAGGAGUAUCCAGUACCUGGGGAGAAAAACAAACCGAAGGAAAGUCACAGGACCACGGUUGCUGAGUUUCCAAAAGAAAGCUCAAGGGUUGGUUCUUCUUCAGCGCCCAAAAUGAAGGGCACUCAUGCAAAUAGUUCUAAUAUUGAUCAAAGCAGGGAUACAUAUAGAGAUUUGUUUGGGGAUAUAGAUGAAAAGAACCAAAUGAAUUUAUCUGAACUGCCAGUUGAAGAUAAGCUUAAGGACUCUGAUGCUGUUGCAAAAAGCACAUCUGCAGUUAACAGUGCAUCAAGGGAGAGACAAAGUGGCAAUAAAUUUGAAAAACCAUCAAUUACAGACUCAUAUCCUAUGACGGCUUCAAAUAUAGCCCCACACUCUGGAAAUGGGCCUGUGUCUGCUGUGCCUCCUGCUACGGGGGCUCCUGCACCGAUAGCAGAUAAUUGGGUGUGUUGUGACAAGUGUCUGAAAUGGCGGCUUCUUCCAUAUGGCACAAACCUGGAGAGCCUACCUGAGAAGUGGCUGUGUAGCAUGCUUAAUUGGCUGCCUGGAAUGAAUCGGUGUAAUGUAAACGAGGAGGAAACAACAGAAAAGACGAAAGCUCUCAUUGCACAGUACCAAGUUCCUGCCCCUGAGAGUCAAAAUAAUCUGCCCAGAAAUCCUGGUUUACUGGAAGGAGUGGCAUUGCCUAAGCCUCGAAACCCUGACCAAAACCUUGAAAAUUUUGGUUUGCCUGCCAUGCCUAGUGGUGGAAAGAAAAAAAUUGGAGCAAAAGAAUUGCCAAAUGCAACUAAUAAAGAUGGUUCCAUUCAGUUUCCAAACUCUAUGAAGAAAACCAUGCAGGCAUCGGUGAAGAGUAGAAGCUUGAAUGAUGUGAAUCAGUCUCCACUGCCAAGUGAACCUGAUUUGCAGCAGCUAAGCAAAUCCAGUGACAUGGCAGUGGAGAAACGAAAACACAAGUACAGGGAGAAGCAUAGAGAUUUAGAGCGCUCUACUGGGGGAGCAUGUCAAACAGGUGACAUCAAGAAUUUAAAGAUAAAGAAUAGAAGAGACUCUGAUCCAGAUUCUUCUAGAGCUUCCAAGAAAAUCAAGACUGAAGUUAAACAUAUCAAUGAUGAAGAAUGGGCAUCAGACUACAGUGGGGCAGUUGGGGAGGUAGGUAUUAGCUCAAGUGGUGGUUUUCUGACUGCUGCUGCAGGGAAAGAUCAAAUCAAGAACAGGUCACACGCUGCUUCUAUUACAAAAGCAAAAGAUGAAGCUUUCUUAAAUAGUCGAUCCUUAGAUGUGGGAAACAUUGAUUCUAAAGGUAGAUCAAAAAAGAGAAAACUGAAGGAAUCCUCCGAUUCUCAAAUUCACAUGGGUUCCAUUCCAGCUACAGGGCAUUAUGUUGAGGAUCAUUCAAUCGCCGUGAAGGAGGAGUUUAGUGAGAACUACCGCAGGAAAGAAAAGAAGGCAAGGACUUCUAAAUCCGAGGGGAAAGAGUCUAGUGCAAGCAAAGGAAGUGGUAGAACAGACAAAAAAAUCAGCCAUACAAAGAACCAACAACAUAGAAAAGAUAUCAGUAGCAGCUUAACUCACCGGAGUAGGAAUGAUGUGGAUUCCUUGAAAAAAGAUUUGGGAUCUGUACAGGUUCCUAUGGCUGCAACUUCAAGCUCGUCCAAAAUCUCUGGCUCCCAGAAAACGAAAUCCAGCUUUCAGGAAGUUAAAGGUUCACCUGUAGAAUCUGUCUCAUCUUCACCUAUGAGAAUAUUGAAUCCUGAUAAGCUUACAUCAGUACGCAGGGACCUCAUGGGAAAGGAUGAAUCACAAAAUGCUGGUCAUUUUGCCAUAGGUAGCCCAAGAAGGUGCUCAGAUGGCGAAGAUGAUGGUGGGAGUGAUCGAUCUGCAACAGCGAGGAAGGACAAAGUCUCCACUGUGGCUUAUCAUGGGGCCCGUGAGUCUUCUGUGCUUGAUUUCCAGGACAGAGAGAAUGGAAAGCAUUAUCACUCUAAUGGGUCGCACCCAAGAAAGUCAGGGAAGGGAUACUCUUCUUCACUGUCAAAGGACAAGAAAAGGAGCUUUGAAUCUGAUUUGGACAUUGGUGAGGCCAAGAAUUCUAAUGUUCUCAGUGAACAGAAAGAUCAUUCACCCUCUCAUGGAAUAAAACCCGAGGAUGGUAAAAACAAGUUGCAGGAGAAAUUUGGGUCUAAAUCUGGUGAAACUGAGAACAAAUAUGUCAGCAAGAAAGAUGUUACCGGAAAAUCUUCCAUUGAGAGCAGUAAAAGGGAAGGUCAGUCGAAUUUUGGGGGGCAUGAUGGCCCAGAUGUUAAGCCAGAAACCAUUUGCAAAAAAGAUGCAAUUUCUACUCCCAAGCAGAAUUCACUGCAAGAUUGUGAUGGUGAAAAGUCAUCAAAGAUUCCUUCUGAAAAAACUGAACGAGUGGAUGCAGGCUCAGUUAGGGGGAAGUCACUACCCUUGCCACCCUCUGGUGGAUUUCAAAAUGAGAUUACGGGUCGUUGUCCCCGACCAGCUGUGGGUUCUCAAAAGGGUAAUGGAGCAGAUAGCUCACAAGUUGAUGCCUCUGAAGGUAAUGAUGCUCUGAAGCAAAUGCAAACCAGAAGGGUUGAUAAUCAGAAUGGAGCUAAGCAUAUCAGUUCAAGGCAUCUUGCACAGAAUGGGCACAGGGCCAGGGAUAUUGAUGCCCCUAGUCCAGUUAGAAGGGACUCCGGCAGCCAGGCUGGUACUAAUGCUCUGAAAGAAGCUAAAGAUCUAAAACAUCUUGCUGAUCGCGUCAAGAACGCCGGGUCUUCCGAAAGUACGGGGCUUUACUUCCAAGCGGCUGUCAAAUUUAUUCAUGCUGCAUCUUUGUUGGAGAACACUGAUAGUGCCAAGCAUAUUGACAUGACUCAGUGCAUGCAAAUGUAUAGUAGCACCGCGAAACUAUGCGAGUUUUGUGCACAUGAAUACGAGAAAGCCAAGGAUAUGGCUGCUGCGGCUUUGGCCUACAAAUGCAUGGAAGUGGCUUAUAUGAGGGUGAUAUACUCCUCACAUGCCAGUGCAAGCAGAGAUCGUCUUGAGUUGCAAACAGCUUUACAAUUGGUUCCUCCUGGUGAAUCUCCUUCUUCCUCUGCCUCUGAUGUUGAUAACCUAAACAACCCCUCAACGUUAGACAAGGUUGCCUUACCCAAGGGCGUUAGCUCUCCCCAAGUUGCUGGAAACCAUGUUAUUGCUGCCCGAAACCGUCCCAAUUUUCUCCGGAUGCUCAAUUUUGCUCAGGAUGUAAAUUUUGCAAUGGAAGCGUCGAGGAAAUCGUGGCUUGCAUUUGCAGCUGCUAAUACAAACACGGGAGAUGCUAAGCGUGCAGAAGGUAUAUCUGCCAUUAAAAGGGCUCUUGACUUUCACUUCCAAGACGUAGAGGGAUUACUACGUUUGGUACGGCUCGCGAUGGAGGCUAUCAGCCGUUAAAAAAGGCAAGUAGUUGUGUUAUGAUUCAACCCUAGCAAAAGGUCAAUUGGUGAAUCCUUGGGCUCAUGCCUUAAGGAAGGAGGAAAACGAGUCUGGUCUUGAUACUUCUGCUGAACUGCUUGGAACAUCUGUUGAGCGACUGAUUGUUUAUCUUCAUGUUUCAAAUACAGCAAACUCCUAGUCAUUUUAUUUUAUGUGGUCUCGAAUCUGCUUUCUAGCACUGACAAAUCAUCGUCAAGUACGGCUCUAAUGAAAAGAUUCUGGAGCUGCUUCUGAAAGUGGAUUUACUUCAUCAAGAAUGUGAGGGGAGAUAUAAUAGUUGUAUAUAAGGACGAGAGAACGAGUUCUAAAAUCAAUAGGGGGUUUGUUUUGAGUUCAAAAACCAGAACUUACAGCUUUGGAGAUUCUUAAUUGUUCAGACUGUUAACUUAUCUUGAUAAUUCGUUAUGUUGAACUUUGUGGAGAAGACUGGCAGCUGCCACCUUGAUUCAACAGUUGAGACCACACCGACGCUGUAGAAAAGGGUGGAAAAGAUGGAAAUCGUAGGUUGUCUUCACUUUUGUUGUAGUUAGGAUAUCUUCUUUGCGUUAAUAGAGACGAAAUCAGAUGAAAAAAAAAAAAAUUACAUUAUCAGCGAAUUAUUAUCACUGUUAUGCAUGUUAGCUCGAACCUGCUGCGCUUGCCUGAGUUUCUUUCCUCAAAGUGGCGACAAUGUAUAUAUCAUAUACUAAUCAUUGAAUCGGGAUCAUUGAAGAAUCUGCGCGUGUUUCCGUCUGUAAAGAGAAGGGGAUCGGUUGUAUAUUAUUAACUCGGUCCUUCAGAUCUAACAGGUUGAGCAGCGGGGGUAGUUGCGAUUUCUGCAGCUCUAGCGAGUAGACGUAUGAAUUCGGUGUGAUAUUCUCGUUUUGAAUUUUGCCGGAUGUGAUGUGGAUAGUAUAGUUUCCGAACAGCUAGUGAUUUAACGAUUGUUUAGCGAUGGAAAUAACAUUUGUUUAGGUUUACACAAUAAUGUUUAAAAUGAGUUCAGCUAGCGAUAGUUGUUAUCCGGGUUUUAGAAUUAUUCAUUGAAAAAAGCCGGAAAUGUCAACGGGAGGUUUUGAGCGCUAGUACUACGAUUUGGUGGUAUUCUUUUUAGAAAAAUACGUUUUGUAGAUUUUUUAGGCCGCAUCAUCUCUAAUUUCUUCCAUGAAUUUUAUGGUGAAAAAUUGUGACUAUAACUCGUAAUGUUUGGCUACCUGGUAAGCUAGUACUAUUGUCUGGUGGUACUCUUCUUCACUACAAGUGAGAAGUUUUAUGUUCAAUUUUUUUAAGAGACAA
This is a messenger RNA of Malus domestica (apple), 6510 nucleotides long. The record is from RefSeq and is a predicted model, not a curated record. Lineage: Eukaryota; Viridiplantae; Streptophyta; Magnoliopsida; Rosales; Rosaceae.